Hypomesus transpacificus is the source of this 1378-nucleotide messenger RNA. RefSeq names its product alanine--glyoxylate and serine--pyruvate aminotransferase a (gene agxta). Lineage: Eukaryota; Metazoa; Chordata; Actinopteri; Osmeriformes; Osmeridae. Bases 107 to 1282 code for a protein of 391 amino acids. Gene Ontology annotation, cellular component: peroxisome. The record is from RefSeq and is a predicted model, not a curated record. The transcript is spliced from 12 exons. Gene Ontology annotation, molecular function: L-alanine:glyoxylate transaminase activity; L-serine:pyruvate transaminase activity.
CAAACAGUCAACCAGCCACUGGAAGAAAUCUAUUAACCCUGGAGAUCAGGUCAGUUUGCGUCAUGAAGUUUGGAGGGUCUUGUCAGCCAACUCCUCUUCUAGAGCCAUGUCCUCCCUCACUGUCCCUCCACCCAAAUGCUUGGAGAAACCGUUCGUCGCUCCCCACCGCUACAUGUUUGGGCCUGGACCUUCCAACGUGCCCCCUCGGAUAUUAGCAGCCGGGGCGAAUCCAAUUGUGGGUCACAUGCAUCCAGAAAUGUUAAAAGUGAUGAGUGACAUUAAGAGUGGGGUCCAGUAUGCAUUCCAGACCCAGAACAACGUGACUCUAGCCGUCAGCGGCACUGGCCACGCAGCCAUGGAAUGCGCCAUCUUCAAUGCCCUGGAGGCGGAAGACAGCGUUGUCGUCGGCGUUAACGGAAUAUGGGGAGAAAGAGUGGCCGAGAUAGCACAGAGAAUAGGUGGCAGGGUAAAUAAGAUUGUGACACCACCGGGUGGGUACUUCACAAAUGAAGAAAUCGAAAAGGCUCUGUCCACACACAGGCCGGUGCUCUUGUUCCUGACUCACGGAGAGUCCUCCACAGGGGUUGUUCACCCGCUAGACGGCAUCGGGGAACUGUGUCACAGGUAUAACUGUCUCUUCCUUGUCGACUGUGUUGCUUCCAUGGGAGGAACACCGAUUCACAUGGACAAACAAGACAUUGACAUCCUGUACUCUGGUUCUCAGAAGGUCCUGAAUGCACCUCCAGGCUCAGCCCCCAUCUCCUUCAGUGACAGAGCGUGUCAGAAAAUCUUCAACCGGAAAACCAAACCUGUGUCGUUCUACCUGGAUCUGAGCUGCCUGUCAAACUACUGGGGCUGUGAUGGCAAAGACACGAGAAUAUAUCACCACACAUGUCCUGUUUCAGCGUUCUACUCGCUGAGAGAAGGUCUGGCUAUCCUUGCUGAAGAGGGCCUGGAGAGAUGCUGGCAGAGGCAUCAGGAGGUGGCCGAGUAUUUCCACCAGGGCCUGGAUAACAUGGGCCUCAAACUGUUCAUCAAAGAAAAGAGAGCUAGGUUGCCCACUGUGACCACCAUCGUGGCCCCUCCAGGUUACGACUGGAAGGAGAUCACCAGCUACAUCAUGAGGACCCACCAGCUGGAGAUCUCUGGCGGCCUGGGGCCCUCGGUCGGCAUGGUGUUGCGUGUGGGGCUCAUGGGCUGUAACAGCAGCAAGGUCAACGUUGACUUGAUACUGGGGGCUUUGAAGGAUGCACUGAAACACUGCCAUAAGAGCAAGGUCUAACCACACAGCUGGGCCCUGAACUCUUACACUGGCAGGACAGAUAUGUCUGUCAAUGUCUGAUGAUAAACUGCUUGAUGAGUCCAAUAAAACAUAUUU